CAUGUGUGUAUAUAUAUAUAUAUAUCAUACACACACUUCCUAGGAGUCUCAAAAAAUGGAUUUUGAGGAAGUAAGAAAAUACGUAGAGAACGAAAAAUCGAAGUCGGGAUUGAAAUCAAAAUCCAUGCCCGAAGAUUUUUUAGACCUGACGACGAUGCAAGGACUAAGAAUUCAAAAAAUCGAACGCGGUCGUAUCCUUUGCUCGAUUAUUGUCCCGCAACGACUCACCGGAGAAAAAGGGGAAUUGCACGCCGGAGCCGCCGCCGCCCUAGUGGACUUGAUCGGAACAACGGUGGUUUUUACGACGGGAGUUCCGACCGGCGUAUCCGUAGAAAUCAAUAUUUCUUACACGGGCACUGCUUAUGUUGGGGACGAAGUUGAGAUCGAAUGCAAAAUUUUGCGAUUGGGGAAAGCUAUUGCGGUGAUCGGCGUCGAGCUAAGGAAUUGCAACAACGGCGAACUCAUAGCUAUCGGCCGACAUACAAAAUACAUUCAAAACAUCCGAAGCAAAAUUUAGGGUUU
Molecule: messenger RNA, 522 nt
Organism: Andrographis paniculata
Lineage: Eukaryota; Viridiplantae; Streptophyta; Magnoliopsida; Lamiales; Acanthaceae
Exons: 2
Coding region: 56-517 (153 amino acids)
Molecular function (GO): fatty acyl-CoA hydrolase activity
Source: RefSeq, a predicted model, not a curated record